AUUCUGUAUAAAUAUGAUCAUCAUUAGUUAGUUUAUUUCAAAACGCUCUACAAUGCGCAUCACCCUGUUGUUGUUGGCUCUGGGCCUGGCCGUCGUGGCAGCUGUCCCCAGGAAUCCUCAGAGGAUUGUUGGUGGAUCGACAACCACUAUUUCACAGUAUCCAUACGGUGCUGCUUUGCUGUACUCAUGGACUGGUUCAAACCACAGGCAAGCUUGCGGCGGGACGAUCUUGAAUAACCGAUCUAUUUUGACUGCUGCUCAUUGUGUUUGGCGCGACUCUGCUAGUCGGUGGCGCAUCCGUGUCGGAUCUACUAAUGCUAACAGCGGUGGUGUCGUCCACAAUACUAACACAAUCAUCAUACAUCCGAAUUACAACACUCGCAAUCUGGACAACGAUGUUGCUGUCCUGCGAUCCUCUUCCAACUUCGCAUUCAACAACAACGUUCGUGCUGCUAGCAUUGCAGGUUCUAACUACAACCUUGGUGAUAAUCAACAGGUUUGGGCUAUAGGAUGGGGCGCUAUUGCUUUCAGAGGACAAAGUUCUGAACAACUACGCCAUGUACAAAUCUGGACCGUCAACCAGAACACAUGCAGGCAACGUUACGCUACCAGGGGAUCAACUGUCACCGACAACAUGUUGUGCUCCGGAUGGCUCGAUGUCGGGGGUCGCGACCAGUGCCAAGGCGACUCCGGCGGCCCCCUCAUUCACAACAACGUUGUCGUUGGUGUAUGCUCCUGGGGGCACGAGUGUGCUCUUGCCUAUUUCCCUGGUGUUAAUGCUCGUGUGUCGCGCUACACCUCUUGGAUCCAGUCUAAUGCCUAA
Molecule: messenger RNA, 823 nt
Organism: Papilio machaon (common yellow swallowtail)
Lineage: Eukaryota; Metazoa; Arthropoda; Insecta; Lepidoptera; Papilionidae
Product: trypsin, alkaline C
Exons: 4
Coding region: 53-823 (256 amino acids)
Biological process (GO): proteolysis
Molecular function (GO): serine-type endopeptidase activity
Source: RefSeq, a predicted model, not a curated record